Messenger RNA from Nematostella vectensis (starlet sea anemone), 4713 nucleotides. Its product is annotated as coiled-coil domain-containing protein 180. The coding region runs from base 110 to 4510 and encodes 1466 amino acids. Lineage: Eukaryota; Metazoa; Cnidaria; Anthozoa; Actiniaria; Edwardsiidae. The record is from RefSeq and is a predicted model, not a curated record. The transcript is spliced from 45 exons.
AUCACGUUGCCUAUAACAACAACAACAACGAACAACCAAACCAAAAUGGCGGCUCAGAUUUGAAAACAGUUUAGAAAAAAACAAACUUUGUAAGAAAAAGGGUGUUACGAUGGCUCAUAGCGAACUUUCCGCUUCGAGAAUGGUUCCCGAAGGGAAGGUUUAUCGACAAGUUUUCGACGCAGAGGUUAGCCUUGUUAGAGCCCUUGAGCAAGAACGGCACCCACCCAAGCCUAAGUCUCCACUUCUACCCCUUGUCAAAGACUCAAAGCUUGUCACACAUGGCCUCCUAUCAAGCCGUCAAAAGUCUUGGGCUCAUGGCAUGCCAAACGAAUCAUACAUUGAGAACCCAGUCUAUUAUAAGUAUGCUGCUUUAGAGGCCAUAGAAAGAGAUUCCAAACCAGAGAACUAUUUUGCUGCACAGGAAGUUCGAGGUCUUUCAGACUUUCCGAGACAAACAAAAUCAAAAUCCAACAUCAUCGAGAAGAUACAGGUCAGCAGAAAGGAGAGACACGAGUCCAUCUUGGAGGAUAUGUAUCAGGAAUUUGCCGUUAUCAAUGCAGAACUAGAGCCACGUAUCAUUGAAGCAAGUGAGAGCCUAAAGGAAUCCCUUCUUGAGAAUGACAAAGAGAUUGAAAGAUUGGUGAACACUAUUGCUGAUGAUCAGGACCUGAUAAAUUAUGAGCUGCCAGACCUUCACUCUCUGUGGGAAAAGAUUGCUGAGCAUUCAGUGCAAAGGCAGAACUGGAUCAGGGAUCUAUGGGACAGGCUGCAGCAAUGUGAAGUAGAUCGCUCUACUCUUAUCCGUGAAGCACUCAAAAGUUAUGACAAGCAGCUUGAGCGGACUGCCCACCUGAUGCCUCCAGAUGUCCAUCGUUUACUGGAAAAAGAAGCUCUUCACAUCAACUCCACGAUAUGUACCAAUAGAAGAGCGUAUGCUGACCUUAUCGGGCACCUUCUAAGUGCCGAUGUUGAGAGAGAGCGUAACUACUAUACCCUGUGGCAAUCACGUGUUGAAGACUGGAGACAACUCAAGUGUCAGGCUGCAAUAACCAAGUUUAUUGAGUUUAUGGAUAGUCCGCCCAUCAAGGAUCCACCAGGCGUGAGAAGAAAGAUAGAGGAGUUCACGAUUGAACAGAGAGCUGUCAACAAGAGAAGACUGGACCUGUUAGACACACUCAGAAAAAUGAAGCCGCCAAAUUCCACCAAGUCUGCUGUGUAUGAAUGGCACGACACACUCAUACGAUUAUGCAAAGAACUUGAGGAGCUCUCGAUGAAGUACAGGGAUAUUAUUCAAGCAGAGUAUGAUAAUGUCAUAGAGCAGUGUACUGAUGAAGUCAACCGCGUUAAGGAACAGUUUCUGAGUGAUGGGGUUCUAGAAGAAGCCAGGCUAGAUGUGAUCCUAAACGAGUCACUUCUUCCUCUCGUUGGCGAGAAACAGACCAAGUACGAGUAUGAAGUGGACAAGAUGGAGCGUUCACUAGAAAACCUUACAAGUUUCCAGGAAAUGAUGGUCAAGUCAUUGUUCAAGUUCGUCCAGGGAGCCGCUCACUUGUGGGAUCUCCACGAGAUUGGCCUAGCCCGCAAAGAGCGUGCCCUACAGGAACAAUUGGAAAAGAAUCGUCAGGACCACGAUGGUGCCAAUCAGGUGAAGGAAGCCAACUUGGACAUCAUCAUGGACAAGAUGAGACAGGACUCCUCAGAGACGGCGUUAAAGGCUAGCUUGAGCGAGGCGCUUACACUUCUUAAUCAAAUAAAACAAAUGUAUAACGAGUUUCACGGUGUGCAAGUGCAGACGGCGUGCGUGUACCCAGAGAUGGUACAGGAAGAGCUGCAUUACUAUGACAACGAAGUGUGCAAAUACUUCCAGGUCAACAGAAAAGUCCCCAACAAGUCUGCCACAGGGAAAGCGCUGUCCGCUUCGAAAAAAUCUCAGAGAACACAGCCUCAGUCUCUUGACGACAUCCUCACUACAUCAAACGGAACUUCAUUCUACAUCUUGAAGGAGCCCGGUGAACACGGCCUACCCGAGACCCCAGAAAGUAUAAGAAGCAUGAAAACGUGUAUGACGUUUCUGACGGAGAAUUCAGAAUCUGAAGAUGUAUCUUCGCCGUAUCUGGAGUCUAUAGCCAUCAGGGAGGAGCUCUUUGUGGAGCUAAGAAAACAUGUGCGUAUGGAGUUCCUGGAGCACCUUGAGAAGUGGGAGGAGCAGGCAAUGGAGCGCGCCAACAGCGUGGUCUCUGCCAAGAUGGAGGAGCUAAACAGCGAGUUGGACUUAAGGCUGCAUUUACACGAGCCCCGCUCAUCUCGUGCAGAGCAAGACGUCCAUAGUGUCAGGGCUGCUGAGUUGAUAAUGCAUCGUGAACGGGUAGAGAAGCACUGCAAGGGCGUGACCACCACGCUGAAUGAAUUCAAGGCGAGAUUUCAACAGAUGGUCGAAGAACACGACAAAGAGACGGAGGUAUUUAAGCAGUCAGUUCAAGAACUUGAAGCAACAUUUGUAUCUGCGACCAAGACGCACGAAUUGUUAGCAAUCCAAGACCAAGUUGCUGGACGCGUGGAACAGUAUAUGGACGUGAUCCGGUUCUCGAUCAGGAAGUUCCGCCAUGAUCUAGAUGAGAUCCUUAGCACUCUGCGCAACUCUAACGCACGAUUCCGCAAGACAUUCAAAGUGUUCUCUGAUGGCGGAAAUUUCUCUACGGAGGAAAUCGAAGAGUACCGCAAGAAACUGGAGCGAAUGGCGGGAAAGAUUGACUCGGCAGAAGGGUCAUUCAUGGCUGAAUUGGAAGGAAUGGAGACAAAACGAUUAGAAGCCGCUACAGAAUAUGCCGGCAAGCUGGAGGAUAGAUUCAAGCACCAUUUGUUCGACCUGACAUACAUGGAGAAAAUAACGCGAUGGCUGACUAACACUCAAGUGAAAGUAAAAAGCCAGGUUGCUUUCAGUAAUUCUCAGGCAAAGAAGCUAGCGAUUUAUUUAGCGACUUUCGAGCGACAUUUGGAUGCGGUCGAAAGACCGAAUCUCGACAAAGAGCAAGUGACUGCUCGCGAGGUUCAAGCUAGCCUCAUCCCAAUCCUUCAGUCAUUCCACGAGCGUAGUUUAUUUCUAAACGCGCUCCUUAACCCUGCAACGCCAAGCCUAAGCGUGCUGAAGGCUGGAAUGAAAGUGACCUUUGACGACAAGAAGAAAGAGGACGACUCGAAGAAACAGAAAAAGACGGAUUUAAAGGCUAGAAAAAGUAAGAAGAAAUUGAAAUCCGAGGCUGAUUCCAGCGAAGAUCUCACCAAACCAAAGACAAGUCCCGCUUCCUCUCGGGCGACAAAGGCGGCAGAAGAGGAUAGCCGACCUAAAACCGUGCCGGCUGAGCUUAAGAAUAACGGUCCCAAAAGAACGUCAUCGGACAUCGAGAAGCUGAAAAGCGCAGGUGCUCGUAAGUCUAGUGUCGGCACUAGGCGCGAUCAGGGCCCACGAUGCGACAAGAAGUUUUUGGUGUUCGGAGAAAAUCCCGAAGAGGACAGACAUUUUCUUGCGAAGAUCAAGAAUGUAUUACGUGAAGGCCUGGAAGGUCUUCUAGCAACAGCUGAGAUGUAUUAUAAACAGAAGGGGACCCAGCGUGCGCCAACUAGGCCCCAGGCCAUCCAGGACAACUUCGACGCCUGUGCUGAAAUACUUGUCCAGCGAUUGCAGUCGUACAAAACUCAGGCAGAUGAGUACCACAAUUCGUGUAUCCAGGAGUUACGAGGUCAACUGCAGAGGUUUGGGGUUCUUCUCGUGAGGUUACCUGUGCUUGUGAUGAACGUAGUGGUGGAAGAACACGUGACUGAGCUGAACAGACAGAGAGAAGAGAAGGACACGAGUCAUCAGCAACGCGUAAAAGAGCUCGAGCGAAGAAAGCAACAUCACCAGUCUCAAUUACGUCCCACGCUGGGCCAUCCCCAGAAUCGACAAGAGCUCGACACACUGUGUGGAAGUGAGACACGUAGGAAAACGGAAUCGAUAGAUGGCAUCCAGGAACAUUCAAGUGCGCUACUGCAAAGCGAAGUUGAAUUUGGUGGUACUCUGGUACAGAAUCUCGCACAGACUUGUGAGACGAUGUUGUUGCAGUUUGACGCUGUUCUUACUCUUGAAGAUGUAGAGGUUGGAAAGGUUGAACCGACGCCAAAAAGCAGUAAAAGAUUACUGCGUGAAAAACUCGCUGGUAGCGAGGAAAACCGGGAUAAGCUGUCGGAGUUCCCGAUGGGCAGUGCGACCUGGGAAGGUCUCCCUACUAACGCCUUGUGUGCUGAAGGUCCAGACGAGACUCCAAUCAGAUCUCCAUCUGUCAAGACUGUCAAAACUACCGCUGCCCAUAUCGCUGUCAUCAAGGCCAGGGAUAAUGCCUUUGAGAACUACAAGACCAAGUUCUACUCUCGCUUAGAAGAAAUAAAAAAUUCCACGAGUGCACAGCUUCAAGACGAAGAACGAUGGGACCAGAGUUGGCAACGUUCGAUCAAGAAGAUCAAGGACCUCUACUAAAGAACGUCUCGUCAAGAACAUUUAAUGCGGCGAUCGACCGGACCUCGGCUAUUGGACGCAGGUGUAAACGCUCGUGAUAAUCAUAGUCUUGCAUUUUACUCGUUGGGUUUCCUAUGCUAACAGAUAAUAGCGACAAUUUGUAGGCUAUUAAAAUACAUGAAAAAUUGUAAAUAUGUUUGAAUAAAAUAUUUGGUUUUAUAGUG